This is a messenger RNA of Onychostoma macrolepis, 1158 nucleotides long. RefSeq names its product ribonuclease inhibitor-like. NCBI's taxonomy places the organism in Eukaryota, Metazoa, Chordata, Actinopteri, Cypriniformes, Cyprinidae. The record is from RefSeq and is a predicted model, not a curated record. Gene Ontology annotation, molecular function: protein binding. The transcript is spliced from 8 exons. The coding region runs from base 1 to 1143 and encodes 380 amino acids.
AUGGCGCACUCGGGUCAGUCGGACCUUUCUAAGCCGUGUCCACCAAGUUACUAUGGUAAACCCAUUCAAAUAGGUGGAGAACUAAAUGAUUGUGGCUUAACAGACAAAAGCUGUUCAGCUCUGGCUACAGUUCUUGGAUCAGAUACCAAUCUGAAAGAGCUGAGCAUGAGCAAUAAUAAUCUGCGAGAUUUAGGAGUGAAGCUGCUCUGCACUGGACUGAAGAAUAUAAAGUGUCAUUUAGAGAUACUGAGGCUCUCAGACUGCAGUAUCACUGAAGAAGGUUAUAAAGCUCUGUCUUCAGCUCUGAGAUCAAACACUUCACACCUGAUAGAGCUGGAUCUCACUGGAAAUGAUCCUGGACAAUCAGGAGUGAAGCAGCUCGAUGAUUUACUACAGGAUCCAGACUAUCAGCUGAAGACACUGAGGUUUUUGGGUUCUGCUGCAGAUGAAGGCUGUCAGUAUGUGAGAGGAAUUGUGGGUAAAAACCCGUUACUCCUGAGAGAGCUGGAUCUGAGUAAUCGUAAGCUAGGAGACACACGAGUGAAUCAGAUCGCUGCUCUACUGCAGGAUAAACACUGUACACUCAACACACUCCAUCUGUGUGGAUGCAGUAUUACAGAGAAACAGAGUCUGAUCCUGACUUCAGCUCUGAAAUCAAACUCAUCACACCUGAGAGAACUGAACCUGAGCAGGAAUCAAAUAAGAAACACAGGAGUGAAUCACUUAUGUGACGUACUGAAGGAUUCAGACUGUAAACUGGAGAGAUUGAGGUUAGGAUGCUGUUAUAUGACAGAUGAAGCUUGUUCUGCUGUGACUUCAGCUCUGAAAUCAAACCCAUCACACCUGAGAGAACUGGACCUGAGCGAGAAUAAUCUCGGAGACUCUGGAGUGAAAAGCCUCAGUGAUCUACUGAUGAACACACAAUGCAAGCUGCAGAAACUAGAUCUUUAUAACUGUGGCAUUACAGAUGUUUCUUCUUUAGCUCAGUCUUUGAGAAACACAAAAGCGCUGCAGUUUCUAAAAGAGCUUGAUCUGAGAUGUAAUAAGAUUGGAGACUCGAAGCAGCGGCUCAUUGAUGUGAUACGAGACUCAAACUGUAAACUGAGUUCUUUACUAAGACCAACACAAACAUGUUUAAACUAGACGACAAACGCCUUU